UGAUCUAUUUGUACUUUUACUUCCGCAUCUAGAUCUUCUGAGCACAUAACCACAACUACCACACUGUAUGUAGCUAGCUUGUCGUAGAUUUUACGAUUAUCAGGGUCAGUUAGCUACUAGAGAAUUGAAACAGUUACUGCUUAACUCAGGAAAUAGCUAGCUAUGUCCAAACCAAAGUUAGUUGUGUUUGACCUGGAUUAUACUCUUUGGCCCUUCUGGGUGAAUAGCUAUGUGGACCCACAAUUUCACAAAGACAAAGAGGGAGUGGUGUUGAAUGCAAGGAGGGAGAAAAUCCAACUGUUCCCCGAAACAGUGGACAUAUUGACUUCUCUACAUGGCCAAGGGAUCCAGAUUGGAGUGGCAUCACGCACAGAUGAGGUAGAUGGAGCCAAUCAGCUGUUGUCCCUCUUCAAUCUCAACCAAUACAUAUCCUUCAAGGAAAUAUACCCGGGGUCAAAGGUCCCUCACUUCAAAAAGCUCCAGGCAGACAGUGGAUUCAAAUUCAGUGAGAUGAUGUUCUUUGAUGACGAGCACAGGAACAUCACAGCAGUCAGUCAACUAGGUGUGCACUGUGUUCUGGUCCCUGAACUCUGGUUUCUCUCUCAGGUGUGCACUGUGUUCUGGUCCCUGAACUCUGGUUUCUCUCUCAGGUGUGCACUGUGUUCUGGUCCCUGAACUCUGGUUUCUCUCUCAGGUGUGCACUGUGUUCUGGUCCCUGAACUCUGGUUUCUCUCUCAGGUGUGCACUGUGUUCUGGUCCCUGAACUCUGGUUUCUCUCUCAGGUGUGCACUGUGUUCUGGUCCCUGAACUCUGGUUUCUCUCUCAGGUGUGCACUGUGUUCUGGUCCCUGAACUCUGGUUUCUCUCUCAGGUGUGCACUGUGUUCUGGUCCCUGAACUCUGGUUUCUCUCUCAAGUGUGCACUGUGUUCUGGUCCCUGAACUCUGGUUUCUCUCGCAGGUGUGCACUGUGUUCUGGUCCCUGAACUCUGGUUUCUCUCGCAGGUGUGCACUGUGUUCUGGUCCCUGAACUCUGGUUUCUCUCUCAGGUGUGCACUGUGUUCUGGUCCCUGAACUCUGGUUUCUCUCGCAGGUGUGCACUGUGUUCUGGUCCCUGAACUCUGGUUUCUC
Molecule: messenger RNA, 1128 nt
Organism: Oncorhynchus gorbuscha (pink salmon)
Lineage: Eukaryota; Metazoa; Chordata; Actinopteri; Salmoniformes; Salmonidae
Product: magnesium-dependent phosphatase 1-like
Exons: 6
Coding region: 163-675 (170 amino acids)
Molecular function (GO): acid phosphatase activity
Source: RefSeq, a predicted model, not a curated record